ACGAGGGCCCGGGUCAAUAAUAAUCUCAAACUGGUACCGAACGCACCAGGUUUUUCUCAAAUGCUACAGUCAAUCGAGACUCUCCACAAAGGACAGCGAAGCGAAGCAGCCCGCUGCCACACAGUGUUCUCUUCUGAAUCAGACCGGAUUUGCGGCGACUGUUGCAAAUCAGAAUGACUAAUCGCGGACGGAGGAACAUUUUCAUGGUGCGUAUAUAAAUGUCGGUCUUCCAAAUUGUUUUUACCCUUGUGCAACAAAUGGCUCUCGAGGAAUAUGUUGAUCUCGCGCGACCAGUGGAUAAACCCCUAGUUUUACGCACUCUUGGUAUAGCUACUGUGUUUCUGCUUGCGCUACAACUUCGAAAGGCCUUAAUCUCCAGAAAAAAGCUGAAAUCGAUUCCUACCGCCGGGUCAUCUGGUAUUAUCGGGUCAUGGAUAGACGCUUUCAGAUUCAUCUCUCACGCAAAGGAAAUCGUCGAAGAGGGUCAGAGAAUGUAUGGAACAGUAUUCAAAGUACCCUUGCUGGAUAGAUGGACGGUUGUGGUCAGUGGAGCGGAGAAGAUUAAUGACCUUCGAAAGGCUUCAGUGGAUCAACUGUCUUCCAUAACCAUGAGCGAAGACAUGGACUAUGCCUUUGGUCGCUUCACCAGGCUUGACCCUUACCAUCUGGAUGUCGUACGAGGCGCCUUGACUCGCAACAUUGGUGCUUGCUUUGCAGACGUUCAGGACGAAAUCAAAGCGGCUUUCAAAGACAAUAUACCCAUGACUGAAGACUGGGUUGAGAUACCUGCAUACGAAACUAUUUUGCAAAUUGUAUGCAGAGCGAGCAACCGGAUGUUCGUCGGGCUUCCUCUCUGCCGUAACCGCGAAUAUAUCAAGCUCAAUAUCAACUACACCAUUGAAAUCUUCGCCUUUGAUCGUAUCCUUCACCUUCUCCCCACGAUCCUGAAAAUAAUCGUAAGCUCUAUCUACACACCUCGCAAGAAUGCUGUAGCCAAAGCAGAAAAAUUCCUCGGCAAAACCAUUCGGGAACGACUGCAACAGCAGAAUCUCCAUGGAAAGGAUUGGCCGGGAAAACCAAAUGACCUCGUCUCGUGGCUGCUUGACAUAACUUAUGGUGACGGGAAAAAGCGCACAGUAAAUGAUCUAUGUACUAGGGUGCUCGCUCUGAAUACCGCAGCUAUCCAUACGACGUCGAUGACGUUCACUACCGCCCUAUACGCAUUAGCUGCGCACCCUGAGUAUGCUGAAACCCUUCGAAAUGAAGUUGAAUCGAUCAUCAACGAAGAAGGAUGUACGAAAGCUGCAAUGGGAAAGAUGAAUCAACUCGAUAGUUUCGUGAAGGAAGCUCAGAGAGUAUACGGAACCAUGGGCGUCUUCGGAAUGCAUCGGACGACUCGGAAAGACUUCGCAUUUUCUGAUGGAACAGUAGUUCCUGCUGGGACUCAAAUUGUUGUGGCCUCUUUGUCCACGCAUACAGAUGAAGAAAACUAUGAAGACCCAUUAGAAUUCAAGCCGUGGAGGUUCUCUGAAAAGAGGAAACAAGAGGGUGAAAAUAUUCGCCACCAUAUGGCCACGCCGAGCCUGGAUUUCGUUUUCUUUGGCCAUGGACGGCCAGCAUGUCCGGGCCGUUUCUUCGCUGUCAAUGAGUUAAAGGCUCUUAUGUCCCACGUUCUCCUUAACUUUGACGUAAAGAUAGACAAAUUCCCCACACCCGCGUGGUUUUACGACAAUCAGAUGCCAAAUCAGAGCAGCAAGGUGUUGUUCAGAAAGCGUGUGCGUACCCCGUGAAGUAGCGGUUCUGGACACUGUCGUAUAAUACUACCUACCUAAGUACGACACGAUUGAGUGUCGAAGGACAAGAAGUAGUGCUCGUAUUCCUUGAUAGCAGUAUGGGUCCUUGAUGAAUCCUGUACGUAGGCGUCUAUGUAACUCUGUUUAUCUGGUUGGUAUUGUGAUUCUCUUAUCAAUGUUUACCAUAACGAUGUGUUUGAAUACAUGAAGUAUACACCAGUUAUGCCUUGGGCUCCCCAAGACAAGGAGAAAUGGGAACACGAAGAAAGACUCGACAACUGAUGCAAGG
Messenger RNA from Desarmillaria tabescens, 2082 nucleotides. RefSeq names its product cytochrome P450. The transcript has 13 exons. Lineage: Eukaryota; Fungi; Basidiomycota; Agaricomycetes; Agaricales; Physalacriaceae. Bases 219 to 1790 code for a protein of 523 amino acids. Gene Ontology annotation, molecular function: monooxygenase activity; iron ion binding; oxidoreductase activity, acting on paired donors, with incorporation or reduction of molecular oxygen. The record is from RefSeq and is a predicted model, not a curated record.